Peronospora belbahrii is the source of this 1293-nucleotide messenger RNA. The record is from the annotation of a GenBank genome assembly. NCBI's taxonomy places the organism in Eukaryota, Oomycota, Peronosporomycetes, Peronosporales, Peronosporaceae.
AUGAAUUGCGCAUUCUUGCGAGUACGUUGUUGUUUAGGUAAACAAUUAUUCACCAAUGGACGUAGCUUUCACACGAGCAUUGUGACCUUAUUGCCUGAGAUUCCAUUCAAAUUAGCUGAUAUAGGGGAAGGUAUUGCUGAAGUAGAAGUAUUACAAUGGUUUGUCAAAAGUGGCGAUAAGGUUAAACAGUUUCAAAAUGUCUGUGAAGUACAAAGUGAUAAGGCGACAGUAGAAAUAACGAGUCGAUACGAUGGGAUUGUGACUCGAGUUCACUAUGACGUGGGAGAUAUGGCCAAGGUCGGUAGUACGCUGAUUGAUAUUAACGUGAAUGAAGCUACAGCUCUUCAGCAAGGAGGUGGCAAGAAGAAGGCGUUCUCUGGAGCUCCAAUUCCUCGUCAAAUCUCAAAAAAAGGAGUCGAUGAUCCUGCUUCUGUAGCUAUUCCCAUGGUGAUGGACGAUACACCACGUUUGUCACGGAUUCCUGUUGCUCCUCGUCAAGUUGAAGGCAAUGAGAAGGUGCUGACGUCGCCAUCGGUGCGGCGUUUAGCUAUGGAACACAGGAUUGAUCUGCUUAAUGUUCAAGGCACGGGACCACAAGGUCGUAUCUUAAAGGAAGAUAUGCUCGAGUACAUAAAGGAACUUGCGGCAAAGUCUUCAGGAGCUGCUCCAGUGGAAACAAACGAGACUGUUGCAGUGACGCAAGUAUCUUCUGAGCAUGGAUCAAGUGUGAUGUACUUGCAGCAAGAUACGGUAGUACCACUAACGCCUAUUCAGAAAAUGAUGACCAAAUCAAUGAACUUGGCAUUGCAGAUACCGCACUUUGGAUAUGCUGAUGAGAUACGAAUGGAUGCGCUGUAUGAGCUUCGGAAGAAGUUGAAGCCGCUCGCUGAGUCUCGUGGUGUGAAGCUUUCAUUCAUGCCUUUCAUCAUCAAGGCUGCAUCACUGGCGUUAAAGCACUAUCCUGUGCUGAAUGCUACUGUGAAUGAAAGUGAGACGGAGCUCACGCUGGUUGCUUCGCACAACAUUUCAGUGGCUAUGGACACACCGACGGGUCUGAUUGUACCAAACGUCAAAAACGUCCAGGCAAAGAGCGUAAUGGAGAUUGCUGAAGACAUUCAUCGUUUACAACAACUCGCAGCUGUGGGCAAGCUUACACCUAGCGAUUUGAGUGGGGGGCUCGUUCUCGAUUUCCAACAUCGGCAGCAUUGGCGGCACGUACAUGAGUCCCGUCCUUAUGGUUCCUCAGGUGGCAAUUGGAGCUAUAGGCCAGAUCCAGAAGCUUCCUCGGUAUGA